AGAGGGAGGGAGAGACGUGGCUGACGCGUCUGCGCACCAAUAGGAAGCCGGGGAUGAUUCGCACGUUGGCUCAAUUGGCUUAAACUAAAGAGCUCUGCGUCUGAAGGCUUCCUGCCAUGAUUGGGAAGGAUCGAGAAAAACAUCCAGCAGGAGUGUUUGAUGGCAGCCUGCGGGGUCUGAAGGCAGGCGAUGCAGCAGAAUGGCGCUCCCACCAUCACGCAGUGUUUGUGUGCGGGAUUAGCCCCUACUUAGUGUGUGUGUGUCGGUGAGUGUGUGUGUGUGUGCGUGUGUGUGUUUCGGUGAGUGUGUGUGCAGACGCAGGACGCAGGGCGCAGCGAGACGCCAGUCAGGUGGACGCGCCUGCAGUGAUCCAGGUCGCCCCUAUGGAUCGCGUCCAUGGAUGUCUUCAAACCCUCUUUGGACACCAGUUUGAGUCCUCAGGUUUGUGUCCCCUCGUCCGAAGAAGCAGAGGCAGAUGUGUUCCGCUGGCCCACCCCGGAGGGGGGCAGCAGCGCCGCGUCGGACCCGGUCCCUGCCGGCGCACCAGGAUUCUGGACCGCCGUGUUCGACUAUGAGGCGACUGCAGAGGAUGAGCUCAGCCUGCGGAGGGGGGACCUGGUGGAGGUCCUGUCCAAAGACUCCCUGGUGUCCGGGGAUGAGGGCUGGUGGACCGGCAUGAUAGCAGACCGGGUCGGCAUCUUCCCCUCUAAUUAUGUGAGGAACGGCAUACCGGAGGAGAUCCGGGACACCCCGGAGCAGCAGUACUCUGUGCCUCCACUGCACCUUUCAGAUUUCCAGCACAAAAUCACCGUGCAGGCGUCUCCCUCUCACGACCGGAGGAGGAGUUUGCUCAGCAGCAGUUCCAGUCCUCCGUCGAGUCCACCGAUGCUCCCCCGCCUCCGAGCCAUCCAACUCACUCCGGGGGAGGGGUGUAUCGCCUGGGGUCGCAGUGCAGGAUGUCAGCAGGAGGAAGACGAGGGUGAGAGGAAGGGGUCCAGGAAAAAGGGCCGGUCUCGAGGAGGUGGUCCGUACAGGGAGCACAGCGCUGAUGCAAGUGUGAAGCCUCCUCAUGAAGGCAGCAGGCAGCGGUCCUGCAGCGCCCCAAACCUCCGCAGAUCCCCUCGACACAGUCCAGCGGUGCCCGGGGUGCCCAGCCUCGUGGAGAUGGAAAAUGAAGACUGCUGCUUCACCACGGAGCCGGGAGCACCUCCCGGUCAGACCUACCUCUGCCUCCCCUUCCACAAGGAGUCCAACACGGCUGCUGCUGAGGCUGACGCAGAAGAGUACUGCCCCACCGGCACCGGACCGGCUCCUGGGACACCGCCGUGCAGGAAGAGCCCAGGAGGGGGGCGACGGUCUGAGCUGGUCCUCCUGGGCUGUGGAGCUCUGCUGGCAGCUGUGGGUCUGGGCUGCAACCUGCUCACUAUGGCCCAGCCGGAGGAGAGCAUCAAAUCCAGGUGGGAGGGUUUCUUCCACAGAGCGGGGGGCCAGCGGCGGAGCACCAGCCCUCAGACUCGCAGACUGUUCAGGCGGGAGAGUCCGCUGAAACCCUCGGCGCCCUCGCUGCCGGAGCGAGGCCUGCCCGCCUCCUACACGCUGCUAUCCUUAUCCUCCGUGUCAGACUGUAACUCCACCCGCUCGCUGCUGCGCAAUGACAGCGAGGAGUUGUUGGUGUACCGCCCCGCCUCGCCACACGCUCGGCCCCCCGUGUCACAGCAUCAAGCCCCGAUGAACCCGCUCGUCAACACGCACCUGGAGAGCUUCAAGAGGAACCCCCGACAGUCUCUCACACCGACGCACGUCCCCUCCGCCCCGAGCUCCUCACGCAGCCUGAGACGGACGCCGUCAGACGGGGCCAUCAAGAAGAGCUGCCUCUCCAACAACCUGGAGCCGCUGCCGGAGAAGACGGCGUUAGAGAACACAGGAGUCUUCAGAGGUUUAAAGGAGGACUUUCGUGAUGUCCCGCGGCUCCCGGACCCAAAUCUCGUGUUCCCUCCGACCCCCCGCCGUCGCUGUCCUCCCGAACGCCCCAAAACCCUUGACUUUGUGGCCCGGCCUCGGCCUUCUCCGCGCUCACGCUGUGAUGUGUUCUGGCCCGAUACGAGGCCGCGGGGAAACGGACAGAGCCUGGGUAACGGCGAGUCCCCCGCUCACACGUCCAGCACAGAAACGCCUCCAACCGUGGAGUUUGGCGUGGACCCAGCGGUGCUCCCAACCCCCAUGGAGGCUCCGACGCCAUACUCCCCACGCAAGAAGGAGAACCUGUUGGAUCGGCUGGAUGAGGGACAGUGCCGGGACGGGACUGUGCCGCUCUGUAGACCAGAGGUCAGCUUUCCCAAAGACUCGCCGUAUCGCUACAGACCCGGGUUCUGGUCUUAACUCUGAUGGAUGAGACUGUCACUGCUGUAGGGUUGGAUUGUUACAGGUCUGGGCCCGUUAGUACUCACAAAAUGAAUUGAUCCCAAGCUUAUUGAGGUCCCUCCUCGACUUAAAAUACGUCACUGAAGUCCAAAUCGAUGUUCUCUCUAAAAUAACCACCUCGUUGUUUUGCUAUUUGUGAUAAAAAUCCUGCAACUUUGCUUCUAAAACCACAAAAACAAACAUGAGAAGUAUCUGGGAAUGUGUUUCAACCAACAGGAUCACCUUUUAUUGGUUGAUUUUUUUGUGUGUCUUUAAAAUAUGAAGACUUUUCUUUGGGGUCAAACUGAUUUCCAGCUCCUCCACUGAGCGGCGUUUCCAGUUUCACAAAGCUUUGCAUCUUUUUUUAAUUUCAAGCUUGAGUCCUAGACGGUGCAUUUAAUGAAGUGCACUUUUGGAAAGCGUCAUGAAUGUAAAGCUUUAAGUUAUUUUUCAUUGUCAGAUAUGUUGUUUAAUUGUUUGAUUAAUGUGCUGGUGGCUGUUUUGUAUCGAGCACCUGGCAUCACCGAUCACUUGUACAGAGUAAGAUCUGAGGAUGAGGGGUGGUGUUGUAUAGUAUGAGCUCUCUUUACAUUAGCAAGCUGCAGUCUUGGGUUCAUGUCAGCACAACAAUGUCUGACAUCAUCUCGAGCUUUUUGGUUUGGAUUAGAGCCGCAACACUGUCAAGAAGUCGCAACCAAAAAUAUCCCAGACCUCAUGAAGGGGGAAUUCCUGUGCUUUUAAACCCUGGCCCUGUUUUUGUUUUGUAAAGAUCUGGGAUGGCUCCAGAGUAUUGCUUCAACAUGCAGCUGUGAAGCAGGCUGCAGUGUCUCCAGUGAAAUCUGUCUUCUUAAAGGUUUUUUCGUCAAGCAUAUUUGCCUUUUAUUAGACGGGACAGCUGAAGAGCUGAAGAGAGGGGAGCAGAGAGCAGCGGGAGGACAUGCAGCAAAGGGUCGUGGCCAAAAGCUGAACCAGCAGCCAUGGCUACGACGACUACUGAGCCAAACCAGAGUCUCCUCCAAGAGAGAAUGAGCAAAGUAUGUCUACAUUGAGUGCAUGUUUUCGACAAUGACAGGCCCAUGUUGUCCUUCUAAGUCCCUGACAGCCACACCACUGAGUAGACCUCUCUCCUUUCACCUGAAACAGCUGUUAUACUCUCUAUGCAAAGCCACCAGAUUCCAUAGGAAAAAGCAGACGUUUUACCGUGCAGUGAAACAGGAAGUUGCUGCUCUACAUCUACCUUUAAUGUUUUCUUUGUUUGCUCUUGUGUUGUGUUGAAUUUGAGGCGACGCAAUAGAACAAGAAAGGUUACAAAACAGCACAAAUACAGUGCCAGGUCGGGGCGGCGGUAGAGCAGCAACUCCAGUUUUCUUCAAGGUAAAAAUGCUGUUUUUGUCAAUGGAGUCUGGUGCAUUCAAAAAGAUAAAUGUACAAAUGUUUCUGGUUUUAAAAACUGCAUCUUACACCAUAUAAAGACCUAUUUCUGGAGGGAUCUAUCAUGUCAUGUUGUCAGACACUUUGAGUAACAAUCUGAGCCUGUAAGACAAAAACAGACGCUUAAAGUGGAGAUACAUCGAUGGGAGACAUUUGCACCAGAAGUCUUUGCAGUCUACUUAAAUGUGUACGCAAAGUUUUGGACUUCUUAAGACCUCAAAAUAUGUAAAAACAGGGCCUAACAAAUUCUAACCUCUCUAACAUUUCUCCAAACUAAAAAGGGAACUUUAUACUUGUACUGCUGCAAAAUAUCCACCUCAGAACUUGAUGAAAAAGCUAAAUGAGGGUUGAAACUAACGUCUUAAAUGAUGUCGACACAAACUGCGUGGGUGUUGAGUGGGACACCGGGUGAAGCAGGCCCUGGUGGCGUGUGACCGAGAGUUCAUUCUUUGUUAUUUAUGUUUUAUUUAUUUAAUUUAUUGAUCGAUUUGUUUGAUGGUUUAUUUUUAUAAUUCAGUGUAACAUUGCCUUGAUUUUUGACACUGUUAUUCUAUGAAUGUUUCAGGACUUGACAACAAAAUGCAGCCUGAUUUGACUUGCUUCAUAUUUUAUUUAUCCGUCUCAUGCAUUUUGAAUUAAGUUUUUUUUCUGCAGGUUUUUCUUACAUCUUCAGCAGUUUGACUCUGAGAUGAUACGUUGAUGCAAUCUGAUAUAUCUGAUUAAAUGCAAAAAUACAAAACAUUCCCGAGACAUAGAUCUCAAAUAUAAAGAACUACCUUGACCUGAAAGAGGAGCUAUUUGAUCCACUUGAUGUUAAAUUUUCUUAAACUUGCAUUUUACCUGUGUUUGUCUGGGCCUAAAAUGCUACAUGCAACAUGCUAAUAUUAAACUUCAGAUUUCAGGAAUAUUCAAUUAAAAGUACGAUGAAGCUAAGGAUAGUUUGAAACCACUAUCUGACACUGUAAUGCCUGAUUUUCUCAUUUUAUUUCUGAAUGUUGAGUCACCUCUCAGCCUGGAAAGCUGCAUCCUCUGUGAUUUGAUCCGUCUUCUUCGACCCGAGUGUUACCCGAUGUUUGUGUCAAUGUGAAUGCUCCGUGUAUGAGGCCUGUACAGAAUGUGAUCAUGCUAAAUGUACAACCUGUUUCCACAAGGAGGGCUUGAUGAAACCAAGUUCCUCCUCCCGAGGUGUAGCCGAGGUGUCGAUAUCUGUCUGAAAUAUUACCAUGAAUAAGCUGAUCUUACCGUUAAUGAUGGACAAUGUUCAGGUGGGGAAUAAUGCUGUUAUUGACUGACUUAUAUUUGCACUGGAACACACUGAUUUGAGUAAAGUCAUAGCAAAUGAG
Molecule: messenger RNA, 5174 nt
Organism: Notolabrus celidotus (New Zealand spotty)
Lineage: Eukaryota; Metazoa; Chordata; Actinopteri; Labriformes; Labridae
Gene: map3k9
Product: mitogen-activated protein kinase kinase kinase 9
Exons: 6
Coding region: 397-2379 (660 amino acids)
Molecular function (GO): protein binding
Source: RefSeq, a predicted model, not a curated record